Molecule: messenger RNA, 2800 nt
Organism: Colossoma macropomum (tambaqui)
Lineage: Eukaryota; Metazoa; Chordata; Actinopteri; Characiformes; Serrasalmidae
Product: G-protein coupled receptor 22-like
Exons: 3
Coding region: 409-1872 (487 amino acids)
Biological process (GO): G protein-coupled receptor signaling pathway
Cellular component (GO): membrane
Molecular function (GO): peptide binding; G protein-coupled receptor activity
Source: RefSeq, a predicted model, not a curated record
GUUGCCGCUGACCCGCACACACACAUUUAUUAACGAGAGCGAGAAGAGCUCGUGGACAUUUUAGACCGCUUACAGACCAAAUGCCACGCUGUCAUUAGGCUAUUAUAAUGACAUGCCAAAAACUUGCAGUGCGGUCCAUGCUGAUGCAUUUUUCAAUAUGUUACAUAUAAGAAGACGCCUGUCGUGCGCUGGGCUCUCGCCUCACAGAGACACCUGUCCGGGCAUGUAGCGAAAUUCAUGAUGUGGCUGGACAGGCCCUAGGACUGCCUCAGUCAAACCCCCUGUUUUUGACUGUAUGGUGCUGAGGGCAUGAGAUCCCAUCAUGCUGCUGACCAGUGGCCAUGGUCUUGCCUAAGGGGCGACAGGAACUGUCAAAGUGCGUGAGGUCAGCACCCACACAAAAUUGUCAUGGGGACGGAAAGUUAUACCCAGCAGCUGGAGACCAGUGAUGGGGCUGGGACGCUGGCCAGCAUCACCGGCCUGGAGGGGCAAAUGGGAGCAAGUGCUGCUACAGGGUGGUACAUGCCUUAUCCAGUCAGCUUCCAGGUGUCACUUACCAGUUUCCUCUUAUUGGAGCUGGUUUUGGGCUUCAGCAGUAACUUGACUGUGCUUGUGCUUUACUGCUCCCAGUCCAACCUGGUCGAUUCAGUCAGCAACAUGGUCACGGUUAACUUGCACGUUCUGGACAUCGUUGUGUGUGUGUUGUGUCUGCCGCUAACCGUAGUCAUAGUGCUGCUGCCGACAGGUCGCAACCUGGCGCUCAUCUGCUGCUUCCAUGAAGCCUGUGUCACGUUCACCAGCAUCUCUACGGCCAUUAAUGUUCUAGUCAUUAGCCUGGACCGCUAUGACAUCUCAGUGCGACCUGCUAACCGGUUCCUUACUCCUCGAUGGGCAGCACUUCUGUUGGCUGCCGUAUGGGCUGUGUCUCUUGCUGUCUUCUUCAUCCCCUUCAUUGAGGUGGACUUCUUCUCAUCAGAGCCAGACAAUGGGCUGGCUGACAACUCCUUGAACCCAGCUUGGCGUAACCGGACACUGCUGUGUGUGGGAGGACAGGGUUACCACAUGGGCCUUGGGAUGUACUACCAUAUUCUUCUACAGGUACCCAUCUUCUUUGCCACACUGGUGGUCAUGCUUUUCACCUACUCAAGAAUCCUUCGUGCACUGAACAUUCGCAUUGGUUCGCACAUGAGGAGGAGCCAGCGAAGGAGUGGACCCACCUGUAGAGGGCGCCGCAGGAAACGGAAGAAAAAGGGGAGCUCUGCAGAUGUUGAAGGAGGAGUGCAAGCACCGAACCAGACCAAGAACCUUACGCAUCCACCACUCAUCUCCUCUCCAACUCCAACACCAACAGCCACCUCACCUCCACCCAUGUCCUCCACCCCGCUGGUCAGUGCCAGCACUGCCACAGCACCGGCUCCAGCAGUAGGAGUUCAAGCCUCGGUUUCGGCCAUCAUUGCUCUCCGCCGAGCUGUGAGGCGACACAGAGACCGGCGGGAGCGCCAGCGCCGGGUCUUCAGGAUGUCCCUCAUAAUUAUCUGCAGUUUCUUGGGGUGUUGGGCCCCUAUUUCUGUGGCAAAUAUCCUCAUCCUCGCAUUUGGCCCCAGUGACGGUCUGGUUCGGGCAAGGCUUUGGUUCUUGGCCAUGGCAUAUGGCACCACCAUAUCGCAUCCCCUACUUUACGCCUUCACGCGGCAGAAGCUCCGUCGGGCACUCAGGGCCAAGGUGAAAAAACGAGUAGUGUCCCUGCUGCAAGUGGACCCUUCUCCAGGUGGAACUGUCAUCCACAACUCCUGGGUAGAGCCACGACAGGGUCGUAAGCUUCGUUUAGAGGGAAGUGAUGCCACGGAUCGGUGUCUAACAGAACCACUAUGAAAUGAAAGAACAAGCCCUUUGGUUUAUCUAUGUAUCCACUGAGUCAGCCCUCUUGGGAAAGAAACGGUGUGGCAGCUCUAUCAUACAGAGUUUGAAAUGUGCUCUCCAACUCAAAAGCCACACAGUUAAGAAAGACGUGAGGAUGAACUAGGAUGAACCUAGCCAGUGGACUCACUGUAUGAGUAAUGGUCAGUGGAAUAAAAAUUAUGUUAACUUUGUAUGCUCAGAUAGUUAUUUGCUGAUCGACAAUUGAUGACGAUUGUUCAUUUGCCAUUUAACUUUAAUGUACAUUAUUUUAUUUGUGGAAAUGAUAAAGAAAAGAGGGUGUAUUAUAAGCAAGUCUAUUUUACAGUUGUUUCAUUUGUAGUAGAGGCCUACAUUUUUUGGCAAGCCAGGACCUAUUUAUUUUCUGUACCUAUGUUAUAUACUUAAUGUAAUUGUACAAUACAAGAUGACUGUAUUGUGUAUAAUGUGCAUAGUGUGCAUAAUUUAAAGAAAUGUAAGACAGUCAGUAAUAAGCUAAUCUGCAAUACUGCAACUUGAAGUCAAAGGGGGAAUGGCACAGGUGUGCCAAUUAAGCAGCUCAUUUGUUUGUUAACUAGCACUCUUGUUAGAGAUAAGACACAGAAGCCACCUCUGGGCCUCCUUAGCAACAGCUGUUUAGGAAAUUUUACUACCACCAGCAAACUAUGGAUCAUGAGGAGAAGGCUGAUGCAAAAGCUCAAGUGCACCGUUAGAUUCGCCCCUGGCCUCCUCCUCAUACACCUACACAUUUGAACACACUGAGUUAGACACGGACAUUAAAUGCUCAAUAGCCCAGCAGCACAGUGUACAGACAUACUACUAGAUUUUGUUUACAUAAUGGUAAACUUACUCUUUAAGAGCUCUUACCAAGGCGCUCACAUCCUAUAACAGCCUACAGUGAAGU